Molecule: messenger RNA, 711 nt
Organism: Helianthus annuus (common sunflower)
Lineage: Eukaryota; Viridiplantae; Streptophyta; Magnoliopsida; Asterales; Asteraceae
Exons: 2
Coding region: 1-711 (236 amino acids)
Source: RefSeq, a predicted model, not a curated record
AUGGAUCCAUACAACCCGAACAACCCAAACCCGAACGUUUUUUCGGUGCCCAGCUACUAUCCUUCAAUGUUCUCGAACGCUUUCUCGCAAUUUUCUGUCAAAGCUUUUGCGAGUUUUCAACAAUCUUCGAACGCUUUUUCGAAUAUGCCACAAAUGCAAGCAUUACAAAACAUGAUGAUGCGAAACCCGUUCAAGAUGCAAGUACAAUCUCAACAACCACAACCCGUUGAAUCUUCUCAACCACUACAACCCGUUGAAGGCGACAUUGAAGUCGUUCCAGAGACGAAACCCCAAUCUUCUAAACGCAAAAAAGGAAAGCAAGUGGCGGUUGACCAAAAUCAACCUUCGAAACCGAAGCCAAAACCGUGGACGAGGAUCGAGGAUGAGGCCUUAGCGCAGGCGUAUAUUAGCACAUCCACACACCCCGUUGUCGGUAACAACCAAACCGGCGAAGGGUUUUGGAAAGCGACAUUAUCAAAGUUCCUUGCGAUCAUGGAACAACGACAUUAUCGCGAUGUCGACUCGAUAUAUUCGAAGUGGCGAAAGAUGAAUCCGAUUGUGAACCGGUUUGCGGCGAAAUAUAACAAUUUAUAUACAAGUCAUCGCCGUAGUAGGAUGAACGAUAAAGAUGUUGUCAAAGCGGCGAUGGAUAAAUACGAAUCGUCGCAUAAAUCCGCUUUCCCACACAUUCGGGCUUGGGAAGUUUUAUGA